Messenger RNA from Brugia pahangi, 597 nucleotides. The record is from the annotation of a GenBank genome assembly. Lineage: Eukaryota; Metazoa; Nematoda; Chromadorea; Rhabditida; Onchocercidae.
AUGUCAGAGAUUCGUGGAGAGGAUAAAGACGAUAAUAAGGCCAUAGAACAAGAUGAAGAAUGGGAAUCAAAAACACUGAUAUUGGAGAUUGGUGGUAUAAUGGAUGUAAGCACAGCACGACAGGCUUUGAACCGAAGUGAUAGUGCUAUACGUCGAUGCAACACGGAAAAUCCCAUACUACAAAUUUCAAAUUCUCUCUUUACAGCUGAAUGGAAUUCUACUAUAGGCAGUGACAUGAUUUUCAAAUUAGAAGAAAAGCAGCUUCGUUUUGUUGAGUGCUCGGAUGUUAGAUUGAAAGCUGAAAAAGCUUUAAUCAUUGAUAAUGAUGACAAAAGUUUCUCAGUAUUUUGUUCUGAAAUGAAUGUGACAACGUAUGAUUGUGGUGACACAUAUUUCCACGUACACACCUAUUGGCUGCCAUUAAAAAGUUUACGCAAAUACCCAAAACUGAAGCAGCGACAACAGCUUUUCAUUGUGCGUCUCUUUUGGAGGAAGGCUUAUGUCGGUGGCCUAUGUCCGACGUACAAUCGAUUCGUCUUCAAUGAGAGCGUGACAAUGGAUGAUCCAUCGGUGCUGGCGACUGGUUAUUCUAAUUGA